AUGAAUUAAAGUUGGAGAUAAAAGUUUGAGAAAGAUAAAUAGUAUCCUCGACACCCUAUGGCUCAUAAAAAUGGUAAUGCAUUUUUGAAUAUUUAAAGGUGGUGUUCAUAUGAAUUAAGAGGACGAUACCAAGCUUUUUUAGAUAGCAGGAGCAAUGAUAAAAUAAAUUGGAUCAAAAAUAGCCAAAGGAGAUUUCAAUUUGGCUACUAUUCCAAAACCCAUAUGUUUAACAGCACCUAAAACUGCAAAUGAAUGCUUAACAUUGUAUAUUGUUUAUUAUAAACAAAAAGCGAUCAUGACUAUGCUAACCUUUAUCUUACAGAAGCAGCAAAAUGUAAGGAUCCUCUUUAGAGAAUGAUAAUGGUGGUAACAAAUGAAAUAGCUUAUCUUCAUGGAACACAUACUUAUUUGAGGUCAUUGGCACCAAUUGAUCCUAUGAUUGGAGAAACAUGCCAAAAAAUAAAGGAGGACGGGACUGCCUUUUAUUGUGAGUUUAUCAAGGCUGAUCCGCCAACAACGCUAUAUCAAAUUUAUGGGGAUGGGUGGCAAAUCUAUGGUUCAGAGGAGGUUUUGGCAGAAAUACAUCCAACUAUAACAUAGAUUAUAGGUAAGAAUCUCAAACCAAAAUACAUAAAAUUUGCGGACGGAAAGCUGUACGAAAUAAAAGUGCCUGGGAUGAUCAUCAAUGGUUUAAUGAAAGGAGAUCGAAUUUUAAAUAAGUUGGAUAGUUUCACAGUGAAGUGUGUGCAAGAUAAAUUGGUUGCUUAAAUAAAUUUCAGUUAUGUGUAUGAAGGGAGUGCUUAGAAGAUCAAAAAUAAAUUGAUGUUCUGGUCAUAACAAUAGAAGCCACUUUCAGAUUUGGUGGAUGUGAAAAUAAAUAAAUUAAUUAAUGUAAUAAUAUUAUUAAAAAGACUGAUGACGAUGAUGAAGAUCAAGUGUUCACCUUGGCGAAAGGAUCAGGGUCGUGGUUGUCUCAUUUUGAAAUGGAUGGCGAAGUAUUGUGGAGAAUAGAUGAUCCCAUCUAACCAUGGAAGGAACCACCAUACAUACUGCCAAGCGACUCAAUAUUCAGAGAGGACAAAGCAUUCAUGUUGAAGGGAGAUGAUGAAGCAGCCUAGACGUAAUUGUGAUGUAUUAAUAAUUUAAAGUUCUCGUAACAAGAUUGAAGAGCUUGGAAUAAAAGAUUAAACUCUAAGAAAAAAGAGGAAGUGAGAUAUUUGAUAAAAUGUAAAGUAAG
Paramecium octaurelia is the source of this 1237-nucleotide messenger RNA. The record is from the annotation of a GenBank genome assembly. Lineage: Eukaryota; Ciliophora; Oligohymenophorea; Peniculida; Parameciidae.